AUUUUUUUAACUCAGUUUAUUUCCAUUUGGUAACAUUGGUGUGGAUCACUCAGUCAGACUGCAUGAGUGACUAACAGCACCUGGAUAAUCGCAAUACAACUGAAAUGUGAGAGAAGGUUUAAACAGCCCAUACAGGAAUCAAACCCGCAACCUUGGCGUGAUUAGCACCACGCUCUAACCAACUGAGCUGACCGGCCAUGAUAAGUGAGGUCAUGACGUCAUCAGUACAUCCGUAGUCCCCCCUAUGGCCCAGGUUUAGUCAGUUGUUGUUAUGGGAGUUAUUACCAAAGCAGGAACUCAAACUCAUAUUUCAGUUGAACUUGUGAAAAUUUUACCAGCAGAAGUCUUGUCAGGCUCACGGUUUACAAAUUGGGGCUAAGACUGACUUCCCUGGGGGGACCGACAGGGAGAAAUGUGAAGUGCAAGUAAAUAAAAAUGUAAUGAAUAUUAUUCAUGAAUGGUGCUUUUGGUAGCCAUCCACAAGGUUCUGGCUGUAUCUUGACCACUGCUCUUGAUAGAACUGGUAGUUAAACUAAAGUUGUAUGCUUUCUGGCACGGACUUGUUUCUUCGUCACAGUCCAUUACAGAACAGUGGUUUAGGGUUUAAGUCAGGACGUGGGAAGGCCAGCAGAUUUAUUCAUUGACAUUUUGUAACAGCCCAAUGUGUAAGGAGCUGAUAUUUCCUGUUGUCUCAUGUGUUUUUCUGUGUUCAAGGUGAGGUGAAAUGCAGCUAUCUGUGCAGUCCAGCUUGGAUGUAUUUUAGUAUGAAAAAGACCUAAAGAACCUAAGUAAGCUAGGAAAGGUAAAGACUUUAUUACAGUUUUUGAGACGCAUAUUUGGCAAGUGCUGAGAAUCAGCAGUCCAAAUUAAGAUUAGCAAUGCGCCAACUGAGCAUUAUAGGUACAAAUGCAAUCUAAUUUGAAAUUCUUGAAAAUUCGUAUUUGGCCCGUACGGGGAUCGAACCCGCGACCUUGGCGUUAUUAGCACCACGCUCUAACCAACUGAGCUAACCGGCCAUGUGAGAGGUUGAUCCGUGACGUCAUUACAACUACAGUUGAAUCUUACUGAACAGAAAGUAAAACUGAGUGAGCUGACAGAAAACAACUCUUCGACGAGCUGCAGAUUUUUGUGGGGCCUAAACAACACCCUUCACCAGCCACAUCCUUGAAUCGGGAUGUCAGUGCAGUUCUCAGGGUGGGAGGUGGUCGACGAUGGUGCUUCGUUCCCUGGUGUGAUGCUGGGACCAUCACAGACGCCUCAAAACCGGGGCGUCUACACUAUGUACCAUGGGACUCGUGUUUCCAGCGCACGGCUCAUCAUUGCUAAUGGUUUUAAACAAUCAGCAGGCGGCACGCUGGGACAGGGAGUGUAUGUCAGUCGUGAUAAGAAAAAGGCAGAUGGUUAUCCAGCAUUAUGUAGCCCCUCAGACCGUGUGGUCCUUGAGCUUCGUGUGCGUGUUGGACGUGUCAAACGUAUUGACCAGCUCGGUCAUCCUUUGCAAAUAUCUUGGCAUGCGCAGGGCUAUGACACCGCCUGGUUGCCACCCACGUUUGGCCUAGAGGAAGACUGUGUGUUUGAUCCCAAGAGAGUGAAGGUGGUGGGCAUUGCAAAUGCACCCAGCACUGCCAUACAGACAGAACUGCAGCAGCUCCUGGCAAAAACACCAAAGAGUCCUAGGAGAGGAGGAGCUGCUGCUGCAGAUGUGUGUUCCCUGUGUAAGAGGAAGACCCAACAAGGCUCUCAGCACAUCAAGCAACACUGCUGGAAGUGUGGGCAAAACAUCUGUAUUCUCAUGUCCAAGCAUUUCUGUGCAGUGAAACCCUGACAUGGGAUUGAGGAAGAAGAUGGCUCAAGAAAUGGAGUGGAAAGAUAGCACAACGGUGCUGGAAACAGAACGGAGGCUAAACUAAAACUGAAAUCAACUUCAAUAUUAAUUUUCAGUAAUAAUUUUUUUCAAAUGCUGGAUACAUUUUGGGGGGAUCUCUGUAGAUGAUCUUGUUCAUCAACAGACCCAACUCAUAGUAAGUUAAGUCCACUUAAAUGUUCAUUUGUUAUUCUACAGUACCUGUUGCUUUACAUUUUCUCAUCAUUACUCAUGCUUUGAUUGUGUGCAUUUACUGUGAUUUAAAGCUGCUGAAUACAGAAUUAUGUAACGGAGCAAUUAUCAAUAAAGGGCACUGUUUAAUUAUAA
This is a messenger RNA of Acanthochromis polyacanthus (spiny chromis), 2191 nucleotides long. RefSeq lists its product as uncharacterized. Gene Ontology annotation, cellular component: cytoplasm. Lineage: Eukaryota; Metazoa; Chordata; Actinopteri; Pomacentridae. The transcript has 2 exons. The record is from RefSeq and is a predicted model, not a curated record. Bases 1175 to 1825 code for a protein of 216 amino acids.